This is a messenger RNA of Ruditapes philippinarum (Manila clam), 385 nucleotides long. Its product is annotated as probable glutamine--tRNA ligase. The transcript is spliced from 3 exons. The record is from RefSeq and is a predicted model, not a curated record. Gene Ontology annotation, cellular component: cytosol; aminoacyl-tRNA synthetase multienzyme complex. Lineage: Eukaryota; Metazoa; Mollusca; Bivalvia; Venerida; Veneridae. Gene Ontology annotation, molecular function: ATP binding; glutamine-tRNA ligase activity. The annotation marks the transcript as partial. Gene Ontology annotation, biological process: glutaminyl-tRNA aminoacylation.
UCAUGCUCAAAAGCUAUAAACUUUAACUUCGGAUAUGCUAGGGCAAAUGGAGGUAAAUGUUAUCUCAGAUAUGAUGAUACCAAUCCUGAAAAAGAGGAGGAAAAAUUCUUCACGGCAAUAAGAGAGAUGGUUGAAUGGCUUGGUUACAAACCAUGGAAGGUAACUCAUGCCUCUGACAAUUUUGACAAGCUUUAUGAGUAUGCUGUGAGGCUGAUCAUGCGUGGACAUGCCUAUGUGUGUCACAUGAGAUCAGAGGAUAUUAAAGGGUUCAAUCCCCCGGAUUCACCAUGGAGAGACCGGCCAAUGGAGGAAUCUCUUCAGUUAUUUGAGGUAAGUGAUUUUUGUAAAUGAAUAAAGAAUUAUAUUCUCCGUACAUGCAUCUUUU